Dacryopinax primogenitus is the source of this 1408-nucleotide messenger RNA. RefSeq lists its product as uncharacterized. The record is from RefSeq and is a predicted model, not a curated record. NCBI's taxonomy places the organism in Eukaryota, Fungi, Basidiomycota, Dacrymycetes, Dacrymycetales, Dacrymycetaceae. Bases 548 to 1408 code for a protein of 286 amino acids. The transcript has 5 exons.
GUCCGCGCCAGUCGAGCUGAAUAACCACACAACCUCAUUCAUGUUGUCAGAGACACGCUAAUGUACUCUGGGCAGCAUAUCAGCACAUAUCUUUCUCUCUACUCCGCAUCUAUUGUCUUCAAAUUUGCCCAGUUCAGAACCUGGCGACCUGGAUCAAAAGAAGCAUGCCUCAUCGCCUUUCAUCAGCUUCUGGUCUGGUGUCGGUCUUUGCUAACGUCUGAAACCUUCGGGACGCAUGUCUUCAUUUAUCAUUCGAUCUACAUUCUGUACAGCAACAUGAAGGAAUGGAAAGAGCAGAGAUCGACGGGAUGACUCGCCAUGGGUCGAUCCCAUUUCACCGGUGACUUGAAGCAAAGUUGGAUACCUGCGCAUACAUAAACCUGUGGCCCUGUAAAAUCUAGGCGGAUCACCCUCUUUCCCCCUCUCACCCCUUUCCCUUCCCCAUCCAACUCGUACGCACUCAUCUGCGUCAGUCAUUCAUUCAUCCCAUCCAGUCAUUCCCUCCCUCCUCACGCACGUUACACAACACUCCCUUACACUGUCCAUCAUGCACUCUUUCUCCGUCCUCCUGGCAGCGCUCGCCUUGCCCUCCUUCGUCCUGGGCGUCAUCCUUCCUCGUUCCCCAUUGCUGGAUGUAUGCGCGCAUGUCGAGCUUAAUCUCUUCGCUGAGCUCGGCCUUAUCACUGAUAUUCUGGACCUUCUCCAUCUCGGUCUUCCUAUCGGUGUCAUCGGCGAGCUUGAUGUGUGUCUCUGCUUGAGCGCAUUACCCCUCUUCUUAACUGCAAACGUGGAUGCUGCCGCCGCUGUUACGCUUGCUGGCGACACCGCCGUCUCCGGUUUCCUUGCUGCCGAGAUCAACCGCCUUGCUGGUGGGCAGAGCUGCCAUUACCCGCCUAACUCCAAGGCCUUCUGUUCGCCGGCUGUCCCUUGUAGCUGGUCUUGUGACACCGGAUACCACAAGGUUGGCAACCAGUGCCUGCCCGUCCAGACGGCUCCUUCACCCCCCGUGCGAAGGUCGGUUGCCCCCAGCUGCCCUAUGGCUGGUGAACGUGUCUGCGGCACCGCGAACGGAAAGAGUCAAUGGGAGUGCGUAAACGUACUGUCCGAACUUGAGAGCUGUGGAGGCUGUACCUAUGCACCUCCCUUCCCCGAGCUCGCUGCUACCACACCCCUCGGCACAGACUGUACUUCCAUUCCCCACGUCGCAGACGUUCGCUGCUCUCGAGGUGCAUGCGUUGUCCAGAAGUGCGAUGAUGGUUUCGUUCCCUCAAGCGACCGUUCCACGUGCAUCACCACCCAGCUCGGCUCCUAUGACACGAGCUCCAUCAAGGCCAGCCACCUUGCGCACGGGCAUCACGUCGUCUCUGGCUUCCUUGGCCAUAUGGUCGGAAUGGUCUCCGGCAAAUAA